UUGGAAACUGACAAUUAAAUAUUGACUCAACAAAUUGCUUUCAAAUAAUUAUCCCCAAACAAAAAGAUGCGUUGGGGUAAUGGUAGCUUAUGGUCUAAAGGUAAAAUAAAAAAAAAUAGAUUCACUGAACAUAUUAAAUUGUGUUCAGCCAAUUCAUCAAGUAAAAGUGAAAUAUCUGUGUUUGCCGAACAAGCCUUGCGGAGGAAAAAACGCAUGCGCAUGCCAGACAGGCGCAUGCACCUGAGAGAAACCGUUGGUAUAGUGGAUUCAAAUGUAUCUGCGCGGGAGAGUGAGGAGACUGAGGAGACUGAGGAGUCGAUGCUGAAGUACGACGACAGAAGUUCAGACAUCAUUUGCAAAAAGAUUUUUCUUCAUUUAAGUUAUGCCAAACAUCGUAGGUCUGACUCAACGGAACGACUAACGUUACGACUUUCACAGUUUAGAAAAAGUCCAUGCAGUGCCGCUUCUGCAAGUUUUCAUCACCUCACCAAGACCUAAUUUUCAAGCACUACAGAACUUGCCAUUGGUCAGUUAAUGCAACUUCCUUUCCAUGUUUACACCUAGAAUGUGUUUGCAUUUUCAAGACAAUUGGAGCUUUAAAAACACAUUUGUGGAGGGUACAUCCAAAGACUGGCAACAAGGGGAAUACCACAUUUUCUUGUGACAACUGCGAUUUUAGGGACAUCUGCUCUCAAUCAACAUUUCUUCACCAUUUAAGAGGACAUCUUAAAAACCACGAGAGGGUUCAUUGUCCAUUUUUAAAUUGUAAUUUUAUUAGCAACAGUUACCGUACAUUCACAUCUCAUAAGAACAGGAAGCACAAAUCCCAUGGAUUAAAUGACUUCCGGACAUCAGUUUGUCCUGAGAACAGGUGCAAUGAUGCGAGUCCAUCUUCUUCCUUAGGAUGUGCACCAAAUUUAGACGAAGAAGUACAAGUGCAUUUAGACGAAGAAGUACAAGUGCAUACUACUGAUACUCCUGAUGAUAACCCUGCAGAAACUAAGCAAGCACUUGAACAUAAACUUGCAGCCUUGUUUUUGUGUAUGCAAACACAACUACAUGUGUCCAAAAGGGCCUCUCAGCAUAUCAGCAGUGCUGUAACUGAUAUUCUAACUAUCUCCAAAUCAAAUACUUUGGCUGCAAUCAAAGACAUUCUGCAGUCACAUAAUUGUGAUGUUGAUCAGUCAGUUUUUACUGAUAUUGCACAUGUUUUACAUGAAACUGACCCAUUUUUGACUGCUUGCUCUCACAACGGUAUUCUUUCAACUGAAUAUAAACGAACCAACUACUUUAAACAAAAAUUCCAAGUAACUGAACCAAUUGAAUAUGUGUUCAGCAGGGCAGACAAACAAACAUUUUUUUAUGUUCCCCUUCUGAAAGUCCUGCAGACAUUGCUUGAUCAACCGGAGGUAUUUGAGAAGACAUUUACCACCAAUGAAAGUGCCCACGGUGUUUAUCAGUCUUGUUUUGAUGGAAAAUAUUUCAAAGAAAAUCGCCUUUUCAGUAGUCAGGAUUUUUCACUUGUACUUGGGUUGUACGUUGACGACUUUGAAGUUGUCAACCCCUUGGGCACAUCCCGCAAAAAAUAUAAACUAACUGCAGUUUAUUGGGUCAUCUUGAACUGGCCAUCCCAUAAUCAAUCAAGUCUCAAUUCAAUUCAGUUGGCACUGCUUGGGAAAAGUUCAGAAGUGAAUGCAAAUGGAUAUGAAGCCUUUUUUGACCCUUUGAUAAAAGAUUUAAAGUGUCUUGAGCAGGAUGGCAUCUUUGUUCAAAGGCUUGGAAAGAACGUUAGGGGAACAGUGUUCACUGUUUCUGCGGAUAAUCUUGGAGCACAUGGACUUGCAGGGUUUCAAGAGAGUUUCAGGGUGGAGAAGUUCUGUCGCUUUUGUUUGGCAUCUUUAAACGACAUUCAAAACACAGAGGUGAAAGAAGGUAUUUUUCAGCUAAGAAGUCCAGGACAACAUGAUUGCUGCAUAACAGAGUUGAACAGCAGUGAGACUUUAUCAUCUGUGGAUGGUGUGAAAUCUGAAUGUGUUCUCCAGAAACAUCUUAAAUUCUUCCACACCAUUACUGGCUUCCCUCCAGAUCUAAUGCACGACCUUUUUGAGGGAAUAGUGCCUUUUGAGAUAAGUUUAUGUCUGAAGAAAUGGAUUGAGUCUAAAUAUUUUACUCUUGAAGAGCUAAACAACAAAAUCCACUCAUUUCAAUACUGCUUUUCUGACCAGGUCAACAGACCUCAAAAAAUUCCAAAGACUUUUUCUUCAAAGAAAACAAUUGGAGGAAACGCUCACGAAAACUGGACCUUACUAAGACUGAUAUCUCUGAUGAUUGGUGGUUUGGUGCCUGAGAGUGACAAGACAUGGGAUCUCAUCAUGGAUUUGAAAGAUAUUGUCGAGCUUGUGGUAAGCCAAAAACUAACAGUGGAGGCUGUCUGGUAUCUGGAAAGCAAGAUUUCCUGCCAUCGUGAGUUGUUUAAAGAGGUCUUUCCUGAUGCAUACUUGCGUCCAAAACAUCACUUUCUUGAACACUAUCCUCACCUGAUCUGUUGCUUUGGUCCUCUAGUGGAUCUGUGGACAAUGCGCUUUGAGGCAAAGCACAGUUUUUUCAAGAAGGUUGUUCAUGAAACACAGAAUUUCAGAAACCUUCUCAAGACGUUAUCCAACAAGCAUCAACUCAUGAUGGCAUGCACAAUUGACUCGCAUAGCUUUUUUAAAGCACCUCUACAUGUCGAAAAUGUUAAGGUACUUAAAAUAUCCUCUCUUGAUGCAAGGCUGAGAUUGGCAGUUGAGAACAAGUAUGCAAACCAAACUUCCUUUUCUUUAACCACAAAGGCAACUGUACAUGGAACCCAGUACAGUCGAGGAAUGAUUCUGUGUAUUGGAAAUGGAAAUGGAUUUCCAGAGUUUGGUCAGAUUGAUCAUAUCCUAAUUUGUGGCACAGAGGUUGCAUUCAUUGUGCACAGACUUACCUCAUGGUACAUUGAACAUUUCCGGGCAUAUGAGAUAAAUCAAAGUACGCACUGUGAUGUUGCAAUUGUGACUCCACAAGAGCUUGUUGAUUUUUAUCCUCUGGCUGCUUACAAUGUUGGCGGAAGACGCAUGGUUGUACCAAAGAGAUUUUUACUUGGUUGAUUACUUGGUUGUUCUAAACUUACCAAUUCUGCUUAUACUGUCCCCUGUCCUCCAGGUUGCAAUGUUGCUGCGAGUCAUUCUUUCACCUGACAACGUUAGAAAAAUAUCUGUGCCUACCCCAUCCUCAGUAGAAGAACUUUGCACGUGUCUGUGUGAAAAAUUGCAAAUAGAGAAAGGCUUUACCAUUCAGUAUGAAGAUCCAGAUUUCAAUAAUCAACUUUGUAAUCUGCAUGACAUCUCCGAGCUUCCACCAGAAAAAGCUACUUUGAGACUUCAUUGGGAAUUAUUUUUAACCCCAAUUUCAGUGCAUUCUGAAUUGACAGAUCCCCUUGCAGAUGCAGAAAGCACAUUAUCCGUCCAACCAUCUACAUCAGCAACUUCCUCAGAUUCAACACAGGUCGCUUCUCUAUUAAGGUCAGAACAUUGGCCAAGCAAGUUUCCAAUACCCUGCUUCUCCUAUGAUGUGGAACUAAAGCUUCAGAAAGCCAAUGAGGAAUACGAGAAAAAUGGAAAGUCCUUAACUGUCUCAAGAGACAUCUUGAUGGAAGUGUUGGGCAAGUUGGCAGAAGCCAUAUACAUAUUUAAGGCAUACCCAAAGGACACUGAUUUGAAGAAGGUUGUAUCUGCAUUGAUAGAGAAGCAUCCCUGCCUUAAACGUCCUGGAUCUGAAACUGGAUGUGAAGGAUGGACAUUAAGUUUGAAGAACAAAAUGCAGAAUUACCGUCAAAAACUUCGUGAGCUUGGUUGUGCAGAAUUGAUACUGAAUAGACGAGAUGCAUCCAAACAAACACUGAAAAGACCACGAAGAUCUGAACUGAACUUUCUUCCUGACAUUCCAACUGGUUCUGAUGAAGAAGCUUUGGAGAAUGAACGCAAAUGGAUGGAAGAAGAGGUGAAGAAGAAAGAUGUGAACAUGCGUGCUUUGAACACAAAGAUGGAUUUCACCUUCUCUCUUAGAAGACGUGAGGUUGUUGAAGAUCAGCCUCUUGUAUCAACACUCAAACAACGAUGGCCAGCACUCUUUAAUGAGGAACAGGUUUAUGCAGAAUUUAGAAGGAUCAACCAUUUAGACCUUAAAUCCACAUUCCUUACAUCAUUGGAUAACAACUCCAGAGGCUUGCUGAAACUCUUCAGGGCAAAAGUAAUACAGAGAGGCGAUUGUGACUUGGAGACUUUGCUGGACAAUCUAGAUGAACAGAUGGCAGACUUAACUGUGCAGAGAAGGGCUACUGCUCUUCGGGGUCUUCCUUUUUAUUUCAAGGAACAUGGAACCAUAUGCAAGACUAUUCUGAGUUCAGAGGCAUUGGAGCAUCACAAAGUUGGAAUGAAAAUGGGAAUUCUUGAAGUGGUGAGCAGCAACAGUUCCACUUCAAGAUCCCUCUCCGAUGUGGUAAAUGUUGCAAUUGUCCUUGAAGAGGAAGUUGUCCUGGAAAACAUGGGAGACUUUGUGAGUGCGUUCAUUGUCCUCUUUGGCAUGCUCUACGCACUUAACAUGGAGUACAACAAGGACUUAAGAUAUACUUUUGAAUUCAUUCAGAAGGUCUUUUUGAACAUGGGAACUGAGUGCAGCAAAAAAGUGCAAACUCUGAUGAGCAAAUUAUUGGAAAACUAAGUGAAAUUUCACUUAACCCUCACGGGAGAAGUACCCUUAAGCUCAAAGUACCUUUUGUGAGAAUGUUUUUUGCUGCUUUCUAUAUAUCUGUAAAUGUGUUUACAUGCUUAAUAUUUGAUGAGUAAGAUGCAGUUUCAUGAGCUCAUAUUAAGAUGAAAUUAACUAUAAUAAACUAAACACAACCCUGAAGUAAUUUUUUACUUCAGACUUUUGCAGCGUUUCAAAUAUUUGUAAAUGUUUUACAAAAAUUCAAGUAAAUUUACACUGAAUAUUUAAAGUAACCCUCUCCUGUUACUUGCAUUUUAUGUUGUGUUGACGUUUUUGCACUUUAGCAAAUAUUAACAUAAUAUUUUAAAUUAUUUAAAUGUUUAAUAUUGUUAGUGCAGUUUCAUAAAUGUAGUACCUAAAUACCAAAAUGUCAGUGAAAUUUCUCUAAACACUGAUAAUACAUGUUUUUUAAAUAAUUGUUUUGUUAAUGUAAGAUCUAAGGUCUAAUGAGUUUUGUGUAUCUUGGAAUCCUGAAUUGAAAUGCAUGAUUUUUAUCUACUAAGGUCUACUGUGCAGAAAUGUUCAAUGUAUUUACCAUUUAAGGUAUUUUCACAAUACUGUUGUAGAUUUAAUAAAAUGUAUUAAAUAAAA
Messenger RNA from Megalobrama amblycephala (Wuchang bream), 5382 nucleotides. RefSeq lists its product as uncharacterized. The record is from RefSeq and is a predicted model, not a curated record. The transcript has 6 exons. Bases 3082 to 4743 code for a protein of 553 amino acids. NCBI's taxonomy places the organism in Eukaryota, Metazoa, Chordata, Actinopteri, Cypriniformes, Xenocyprididae.